AUGUUUGUUAGAUAUACGAUACCGGGGAGCGAACUAGAAGAUAUCGCGACGAGCACGAAAGACAAGGACGAGCUGCUUCUCCUUCAGACCUUGCUUAUUGCUGGCCAAUUCGACCCGAAAUGGCAUUCCUUUGGAUCAGAUCUACUACGUGCUGCAGUGAUACAUGAAAACCUAGCUCUGCUAGACACGGUCAUCGAAAGUGGAGUAGACAUCGACAAAAAGCUGGUGUUCCCAGAUUCGUCCGGCCUUCGGAAACAUGAUCUUGGUCCAGUCGUAGCACACAUACUGACCUCUCUACAGUUUGCCGUUCGCAAUCGUCGUGAGGAUCUAAUUGAGAUCCUAAAUGAACGUGGUGCUACCAUAUUGCCCAUGAACCCGGAUUACAACGGUGUCAGUGGAGUAUUUCUCCGGGAUGCAGUCAGCGAUGGACUGAUAGACUUGGUGCAACCACUCCUUGCGAAGUUGGCAGCUUCGCGGGGUUGUAUAGCUCGACGUGGAACCAAAUUCUUUGAUCAAGCCAUGCGACAUGCAGACCGAACAAUGAUUGAUGUCCUCCUUCAAGCUGGCCUCAGUCCUUACGACUCUUGUAUAGACCGAACCAUCGACUAUUCGCGUAUAGUCAGCUUCGAACGUGUUCAUUGGACAAUCAACACUCCUUUCAUGGCCGCCUUAGACAUGUACCUGGAAGAGUGUACCCGUCUCAGUGCAGAGCCUAUACUAAACUUGCGGAAGCUCAUAACAAAGAAGCUCAUCGGCUUCCCUACCGACAAUCUCGACAAAGAGCAGCAGUUGUCAUGA
This is a messenger RNA of Alternaria atra, 798 nucleotides long. RefSeq lists its product as uncharacterized. The record is from RefSeq and is a predicted model, not a curated record. Bases 1 to 798 code for a protein of 265 amino acids. The transcript has a single exon. Lineage: Eukaryota; Fungi; Ascomycota; Dothideomycetes; Pleosporales; Pleosporaceae.